UAGGAAUGCCGAGAUGGGCUGCAGCCGAGAAGAGAGGCCUAACAUAACCUCAUAGCUAUGCGGAGAGCUUGUUGUUUAGGCUCGCGAUGAUACGGUCACGUAGCAGUACGUGCUUUCGCAACGGCUUGGUUAUUUUUUAAAUUUAUUUUUGGAGCUGUGGAAAGACUUUUAAUGUUCGCCUUGGAUGCUCGAGUUAUUUUUGAAUCUUAUGGCUUUCCGUGAGAAUCUGGUACAGUCGGGCGCGGAACGAAAAAACUUCGUUUUCCUCAACGAUUGUUCGACAUUUUUUCUACGAGUCAGUAUCGAUUAGCGAAGAAACCGUAAAAAUAGCCUCGAUGUUGCCGAUGGUUAUUUUCAGUCCGAUAAAUAUACAGCGCCGAGAGCAGUUUAUUCCUCAAAAAUACAGCGCUUAUCGAUGGCUCUCCCGCAGUUCACGAGUGUAAACAAACGACUCCGAGGAACUAAUAGCGAGUAUAUAGUUAGCCCCCUUGUCGCGAAAAUGAAUCUCCGAAAAUCGGACACAAGCCUAAGAAUAACCCAACCCCGAAGCGUUGUGACACCCUAUUUCGAAUUUUAAUCGCGCACGUUAAAAACCAUUCAACAGUGUAAACAGCCGCUUGACAAUCCGCCAGCGCAGCGGUUUCCCGCAGAAACAAAGCCCAUCGGCACUUCUCAUUGUCAUUUGCCCCGCGCUCGCGCGCGCGAACUCUUUCACCACCUUAUGUCCACUUCAGUGCGGUGUAAAUUUAGCAAAGCGCAAAAAAGGAAACCAGAGCACGGAACGCGGUCGGAACUCGUUUUUAAUCAACCGGUAGCAUUGGCUAAUUUUUCACAGGCGAGUCAAAUUUUUCAAUUUUUAAUAUACGGGUAGACAUUCCAAGCGAAAAAAAAAAAUCGCGUAACAUCACUCGGCCCAUUGUGUAAGCGACAGAAAAGCUCCGGUGUUGCGCGUAAGACCAAAGCCUCACGUACACAAGCGCGGAGAUCAGAGAGACAAAGCAGCAGCAGCAGCAGCGGGUAUCGUCGAAAGAGAAAGUGCCGGUGUUAUGUAAAAGUUAUAGUCGAGUGUCCGAAUCUGCAGUACAACCGCGUGCCGCCACCGCCGCCGCCGCCGCUGGUGUACGUUGCAUUCACCUUCCGAAGGCCGUCGCGCCUCUGGCAUCCAGUAGCGCAGAGAGAACUCACUCGCUCGCGUACAGCCGAGUGCGAUCGAUCGGUUUUAUACAGCUGCAUGGAUCGCGAUCAUCGAUCCUUUUCGUUGUAUGCAGUGCUUAACCUGUGCAUCGCGCGGAUGUACACUUUCUUCGAGGAAGUGCGAGGCUGACGCCUUGAAGAUGCGGAAGUUCUCGCUGUUAGGCUUCGGCCGCUAAUGUGCUAAGUUUGGAGGUGAUACGGAGAUACGCGUGAGGUUUUUUUUUUUCAAAAAGGGAAAGAGAGUACUCCUUUUCCCGCCGGUCAACAAUUACAGGCGGUUUCUCAUCCACCAACUGGUCCAGGACAACUUCGGCGAUCUGCUGCAGACGUUCUCCAUCGGCCAGGGCUACGCUAGGAGGACCGUCGUCUGCUACAAGUCCGAUUUCAUAGGGCCACCGCAAGUCAAUGGUGUUUCGUCGCAGGCGACGAACAACGGCACUGGUAAAUCUUCGGACAGGAUGGGAAUUGAGAGUCAGUGCACGCCGACUGCCUCGCCCGAACACAGCGCUAACAAAUCCAGACAGGUAAAAUCCACGCCUGCCUACGAAAUCUACCGGCCGCCAGCAGCGAGAAGAGCGAGGCUCGAAAAAUCCCCUGCUGGACCAGCAUCAACUGAACCAACGCAAAUGUCUUCGGACGCUUCAGCGAGGGCGAACCGUCAGAAACGACCGGAUCGCGCUGUAUAUGUUCCCCGUCACCGACGCGGUGCUGCUGACGUCGACGUUCCCCCACAGGAUCCUCCUACUCCUCCGAAACCAUCGAAAGAGUCGUCUCGCUCGACUCCCAAACCUAUGCCAAUUGAGAAAAUGCAGACUGAUCCACAACCGUCGGUGCCCAAGGAGAUGCCAACAGCUGUGACUCCAGCUCCGGAAACUAUAAUCGAAAAAAUAGACGAUUACAACGAAACGGAAAAAGCAGACCAAGAGAUUCCGAAGGAGACGCCGCCGGCUAACGAUCUCCCAGACGAGAGAAUGGAGGAGGACGUCGUUACGAAGUCGGAAGUGCCUCUCGAACCGGUCUCUACCCCGGAAGCGCCAAAGGAGGAAGCGAAGCCCGAGAUCGCGGAAUCACCCGUUUGCCUUGACGAAUCCGACAAGCGAGAUCGGAGAAAAUCCGACGAGAUUGUGCGCGAGCCCGUAAACGAAAGCGCUCAGAAACGCGACGAGGCGAUACGCAACAAGCGCAACGAUAACAAAGCCGUUAAGAAGGCCUUGAUCUCGCCGGUGCUCAUAAUUUCGACAAAAGAGGAGGAGGAGAAGGAGGCGAAGAAAUCACCGGCUCCGGUUUUUCCGGUUGUCGCGAUGACGCCACCCGAGAAGAAGGUCAAGAAGGUCGAGAGGCCGAAGAGUAAGCCUGCACCGCCACCCGCGCCACCCGUGAAAAUCAAUCGAGACGAGGCGGACUGGGACAGCUUGUUUGACGACAACGGCGACUGCCUUGACCCCACGCUAAUCGAGGAGUUGUCGUCUGCAGUAGGCGAAGUAGUUAUAGAGAAACCAAAAAGCAAAUCCUUUACGCGACCGGUCGAGGUAUCGAACGACGAGUACGGCCAUGUCCUGGAGAUUUAUAACUUUCCAUCUGAAUUUAAAUCAAGUGAUUUAGUCGCCGUGUUUAGUCCCUUCAAGAGUAACGGCUUUGAACUGAAAUGGGUGGAUGAAACACAUUGCCUUGGAGUAUUUAGCAGUCCCCUAGUUGCUGCUGAGGUUUUAGCUUCUGAUCACCCAUUCGUUAAAACAAGACCCUUGAGCGAGGCUACUGCUUUGAGUAAAUCAAAAGCUAGACGAAGUUCCGAAUUCCUACAGCCUUACCGAACUCGUCCAGAGACUUGUGCUGCGCUUGCAAGGCGUUUGGUCACGAAAUCUCUUGGCGUGACUCUUGCCACUGCAAGACAGGAACGCGAACAAGAAAAAAUCUUAUUGCGGGAAGCCAAAGAAAAAAAGAGGCUAGCAAACAAACAACGUGAAGACGUUUGGGAGGGCAUUAUUACAGAAAAGCCAACGACGUAGGCUCUUUUAUACAAGAAGUUUAUAUGUUAUAAGCCAAUGCCGAAUCGCGUUGUAGUUUAACGCAACUGUAUGUGCCUUGUACUGAAAGGGUUCAGGAACAUUAUUAAUCACGUUUCGUGAUUCCCACAAACAGUUUUCUUUACGUUUAAAAUUAAGUUUAGUUAAACUGAUGCCUUAGACUAUGAAGAGUACGAAAAAGUAUCUUUUUUACUUUAAUGAUACUCAUAGAAGAUUCUCUAAAAGUAACGUUAAAACUUUUAUUGCGCAAUCCUUUUAGUUUUUAGAACGUUUAAUUCUUUUAAUUUUUUUUUUAACUGUAGAUGAAAUAGACUUGAUCAAUAAUACUACCGAUCUUUUUUUUUUUUUCAUUUUUUCUUAGUUAUUAUUCACAGUAGAUAAAACAGGCUCAAUUGAUAAAUAUACUAUCAAUUCUUAGGAAUCUAUUUUACUCUAACAAGAUAUCAUUAGAAAUGAUAACGGGGUAAUUUUUAUUUAAGUUUCACGUUUAGGAGAAUCGUCAAUACGUUUCCAACGAUGUAACGAAAAAAUAUUUGUAUUAUUUUUAUCGAUAUUGCUUAAGUUUAUUUUACAUUUCUGAAAGUUGUAAUUUCACUAGAAAAUUCAUAGAAAAAUCAUUAAUCAUGACCAUCUAGACAAUAAAAAGUGAUUUUGAAUUGUGCAUUGUUAAUGAACAUUGAUAGAUUUACUGCAAUUUGUGAUUCGCAACAUUAUUCGAUGAAAAACCUGUUAUGCCUGAAGUUAUUUGAUGAUUCAUGAUAACCGCAAGUGAUUUUUUACGCACAAUCUUACGGAUCAUAUAGAAAUAAAGACUCAUGAAAGUUUA
Molecule: messenger RNA, 4044 nt
Organism: Nasonia vitripennis (jewel wasp)
Lineage: Eukaryota; Metazoa; Arthropoda; Insecta; Hymenoptera; Pteromalidae
Product: R3H and coiled-coil domain-containing protein 1
Exons: 8
Coding region: 1653-3200 (515 amino acids)
Molecular function (GO): nucleic acid binding
Source: RefSeq, a predicted model, not a curated record